UUCAAGUGCAUCCUUACACCGAGUUUCAAGUGCAUCCUUACACCGAGUUUCAAGUGCAUCCUUACACCGAGUUUCAAGUGCAUCCUUACACCGAGUUUCAAGUGCAUCCUUACACUGUUUCAAGUGCAUCCUUACACCGAGUUUCAAGUGCAUCCUUACACCGAGUUUCAAGUGCAUCCUUACACCGAGUUUCAAGUGCAUCCUUACACCGAGUUUCAAGUGCAUCCUUACACCGAGUUUCAAGUGCAUCCUUACACCGAGUUUCAAGUGCAUCCUUACACCGAGUUUCAAGUGCAUCCUUACACCGAGUUUCAAGUGCAUCCUUACACCGAGUUUCAAGUGCAUCCUUACACCGAGUUUCAAGUGCAUCCUUACACCGAGUUUCAAGUGCAUCCUUACACCGAGUUUCAAGUGCAUCCUUACACCGAGUUUCAAGUGCAUCCUUACACCGAGUUUCAAGUGCAUCCUUACACCGAGUUUCAAGUGCAUCUCAAUCUUAUGCACAGAUCUCAUCCCUUUCAUGGUGACUCUCCGUUAAUUGCUCUACUUUUCCAUCAACAUCUCUCAUUUUACUAG
Messenger RNA from Lodderomyces elongisporus, 576 nucleotides. RefSeq lists its product as uncharacterized. The annotation marks the transcript as partial. The transcript has a single exon. NCBI's taxonomy places the organism in Eukaryota, Fungi, Ascomycota, Pichiomycetes, Serinales, Debaryomycetaceae. The record is from RefSeq and is a predicted model, not a curated record.